CGAAGUCAUGAACGAGCUCGGCCAAAAGCUGGGACUUUCUCACGACCUCGCCUUCUACGAUGUCUACUCCCUUGAUGACCCGGACCUCUUGGCCAUGGUCCCGCGCCCUGUUCACGCCCUGUUGGUCAUCAUCCCCUUGACGGAUGCCUGGAAGAGCGAGCGCGAAGCUGAGAAAGCGGCGACAGAGUGGUAUGAAGGUUCUGGCCCGGACGAGCCCGUCGUGUGGUUUCAUCAAACCAUUAUCAAUGGUUGUGGCCUCAUUGCGUUCCUUCACUGUGCUUACAACGGCGUGCCGGCUAAGAUGAUCGUCCCGGACAGUGAACUCGCCAAGUUUCUGGAGGAAGCGAUCCCCCUCAAGAUGAAGGAGCGUGCAGAUCUUCUCAACGAGUCUGAUGUCAUCUACGAGGCCAGCCAGUCUGUGGCUGUCAAAGGCGACACAGCGCCGCUAACCGAUGAUAUGCACGAUGCUCUUGGCCAGCAUUUCGUGGCCUUUGUCAAAGGCCGGGAUGGUCACUUGUGGGAGCUGGAGGGUGCGAGGAAAGGUCCGAUCCGCAGGGGGGCUUUGACUGAAGAACAAGAUGCCCUGAGUGAGGAGGCUCUGCAGCUGGGACUGAAGAGGGUAAUCGAGAUGCAGAAAGCCGGAGGCGACGAUAUCCGGUUUUCAUGCAUCGCUCUGGCCCCUCGACAAGAAUGAUGUUGAAGAAGUCACCAUUUUCUCCAGAAGCUCCGGCGCAUAAAUCCAUGUCUCGUCUGAAGUUAUCGGUAUCUAGAGAAUUAAAUACGCACUCGUCUGGGAUGGAAAGUGGCUGGUUUUCACGAGACUCGAGCAAUGCGAAGGUAGACCGAGCGUCAGA
Ilyonectria robusta is the source of this 854-nucleotide messenger RNA. RefSeq names its product ubiquitin C-terminal hydrolase L3. Gene Ontology annotation, molecular function: cysteine-type deubiquitinase activity. The transcript has a single exon. Gene Ontology annotation, cellular component: cytoplasm. The record is from RefSeq and is a predicted model, not a curated record. The coding region runs from base 8 to 694 and encodes 228 amino acids. Gene Ontology annotation, biological process: ubiquitin-dependent protein catabolic process; protein deubiquitination. NCBI's taxonomy places the organism in Eukaryota, Fungi, Ascomycota, Sordariomycetes, Hypocreales, Nectriaceae.